Messenger RNA from Gekko japonicus, 1911 nucleotides. RefSeq names its product isoprenoid synthase domain containing (gene CRPPA). Gene Ontology annotation, biological process: protein O-linked glycosylation via mannose; isoprenoid biosynthetic process. Bases 84 to 1364 code for a protein of 426 amino acids. The record is from RefSeq and is a predicted model, not a curated record. Gene Ontology annotation, cellular component: cytosol. Gene Ontology annotation, molecular function: D-ribitol-5-phosphate cytidylyltransferase activity. The transcript is spliced from 10 exons. NCBI's taxonomy places the organism in Eukaryota, Metazoa, Chordata, Lepidosauria, Squamata, Gekkonidae.
ACGCGAAAGCAAGCAUUUCCGCUUGAACUGAAUCGAAGGGGAAGGGGUACAACGCGACGGGAAUUGUAGUUUAGGUUGCCACAAUGGAGCCGGAGAGCUGCCUCGAGAAGUCUAGCGGUGGCCGCUUCAGUGCUAAGGCUGCGGAGGAGCGGCUGCCGGUAUUAGUGUCAGCGGUGUUGCCUGCCGGAGGAACAGGGGAGCGUAUGGGCGGCGGCACUCCGAAGCAGUUUUGCCCGAUUCUGGGAAGACCGCUUAUUAGCUAUACGGUGCAGGCGUUGGAAAGAAUCAAUUGGAUAUCUCAUAUUGUCGUGGUGGUAUCUUUAGACAAUGUUGAAAUAAUGAAGUCUAUCGUAAAACGGUAUGGCCACAAACGAUCAGUGAUAGUUGAAGGUGGAACAAGUCGUCAUAGAUCAAUCUUCAAUGGACUUGAAAUAUUUGUAAAGAAUUCCCCAAUCCAGAAACCAGAAGUUGUAAUUAUUCAUGAUGCUGUGAGACCAUUUGUUGAGAAGGAUAUUAUUUUUAAAGUGGUUAUGGCUGCCAAAGAACAUGGGGCAGCAGGAGCAAUCCGUCCUCUUGUCUCCACUGUUAUUGCUUCGUCUGCAGACGGAUGUUUAGACCAUUCACUAGAUCGUGCCAAGUACAGAGCAAGUGAAAUGCCUCAAGCUUUCUUAUUUGAUGUAAUCCAUCAAGCAUAUCGUCAGUGUAAUGACUAUGACCUGGAUUAUGGAACAGAAUGUUUGCAUCUGGCUCUAAAGUACAGCAAAACAAAUGCUAAACUUAUUGAAGGCCCUCCAGACCUAUGGAAGGUGACCUACAAGAAGGAUCUCUAUGCAGCUGAAUCUUUAAUUAGGGAGGCAAUAUCACAACAAGUUUGUGUUAUCACUGAUAUGAAUGAAAAUGCUGUGCAGGUGGGGUUUCUCCUGCAUAAAACAUUGAAGAGUCAUGUGAAACAGGUUAGAAGUUUAUCAUCAACCCUAUGUAAAGAUGAUAACCAUCUGCAAAAUAUCUUAUUAGGACAGUGUUACAACUUUAUUUGCAUAAAUGAUACACCGUCUGACUUUCAGAAAACUCAACAGCUAGUGGAAAUGCUUGAAAACACAAAUGCUUCUGUUUUAUAUUCCAUCGUUCUAAUUUCGGUACACUUGAAUAACUUAGAAGACACAUCUUGCAGCAGUGAAAUGCCCAAGUUAGUUGAACUUGCCAAGGAAGUGAAUAAGACAAAUAUUUUCCUUUAUGGUCUCAUUAUACACUACCAACAGGACAACAUGAAACUUGAAGAGAUCACUGAUUCUGCUUCUGCACUUAUCAUGGCAUUGAUUAGAGACAGAAAUCCUGCCUUCGUUGGCCAGCUUCUAGUAGCAUGAGAGAGAAAUGCUAAAUUCUUUGCCAAACUUUCAAGCAGGAGUUCUGAAAUCUUUUGCUGAUUAAUGAAAACAUGGAAUGUUUAAAGUUGCAAUUACAAUCUAGUACCAGUGUAUUUUGAAUGUCAGUGGUUAUUUAGGAGAGCGGUUUUAUGUGAAACAGAAGUUAUUAUAAGGUGUACUGGGCUUUGUUGAAUGUUGCCUUAACUGCCUUUGUACAGAGUAUGUGGCUAAAAUAUGAUAGUGUGUUCUAAGGGGCUAUCAUCGGAGUUAUUUAUUUCAAAAUGUUAUGGGCAUGGUCCAGUGAAGCACUUUAAGGCAUGUUUCUUCCAGUAAGAGAUAUUUUAAGUAUGUAUUUAACACUCCCAUUUCUAUAGACCUUUUCCUAUGGGACUCUCAAUUCAGGAAACAUUUUUAGAGCUCAUAGCGAUUCAAACAAUGUUGCUCUUGUGACCUCUUAGAAAUGACCCUUUAAAAUGGAACUUCACUAUAAAUUCAUAUUAAUCAGUGUCUGUCCAUUUUACUGUUUCUACACCUUGAAGUAUGAAAA